Messenger RNA from Vicia faba (fava bean), 459 nucleotides. The record is from the annotation of a GenBank genome assembly. Lineage: Eukaryota; Viridiplantae; Streptophyta; Magnoliopsida; Fabales; Fabaceae.
AUGCACAAGAGGUAUGAAAAAGGUAAAUAUGUUAUUCUGCCAACUCUUAACAUGGUUGUUCAGAAUCUUGAUGAGAAAUUCAUUGAUGCUGAAGAAAAAUCAAACUCUAAAAAAGUAAAAAUAAUCUUAGAGGAUAUAGAAGAAGAAAUUGCUUACUCGAACUCAACAAUUGUCUGCUACAUACUUAAAGCUAACCCACCCCUAGCUGUGCUAGAAGAUUUUGUAAGAAGAAUCUGGAAAAACAAAGGAGUGGAUAAAGUUGGCAUGAUAGCCUAUGGAAUGUUCAUUGUGAGAUUCAAUUUAGCACAAGAAAGGGAUGCAAUUCUGCAGGAAGGAUACAUUUUCUUUGAUAAGAAACCUAUGGUGAUGAAAUCGUGGAACCACACCACCAAUUUCAAAAAAGAAGACAUUCAUGCCAUUCCCAUAUGGAUUAGGCUUGAAGAGAUUGACAUAAAAUAA